Messenger RNA from Mercenaria mercenaria, 10102 nucleotides. Its product is annotated as UMP-CMP kinase 2, mitochondrial-like. The record is from RefSeq and is a predicted model, not a curated record. Gene Ontology annotation, biological process: dTTP biosynthetic process; dUDP biosynthetic process; dTDP biosynthetic process. The transcript has 5 exons. Gene Ontology annotation, cellular component: cytoplasm; mitochondrion. Gene Ontology annotation, molecular function: dTMP kinase activity. The coding region runs from base 172 to 1599 and encodes 475 amino acids. Lineage: Eukaryota; Metazoa; Mollusca; Bivalvia; Venerida; Veneridae.
AUGUGUUGUUUACAUUUUCAGACAAGGAUUGUAAUCCUUCAAAUUUGGAAGAUGUGAAAUUAUUUUAAUAUCACGCUGUCUCUAACCUUUGGAACGUGGUAUAUAUUUGGUGUGAUAUGACCUAAGAUGAAGUGAAAUAGUUGGCGUGUUGUUGUACUGAUCACCGUUUCAAUGUUUACAUUUAUUUGCGCGCGAAGAUUAUUUUGCCAUAAAGAUACAAAAUUGAUCAAGUUAUGUAGUUAUUUGUUAGAAGAUUCAACUGAAAAAAUGUCGUUAAGUGUUAAUUAUCCAUGGAAGUAUAUUUACAUAGCUGGUUCUGACCUGCCAAUCUAUUUAAAACGUGGAAGGACGUUACAGAAUGAAAGUGAAAGUAGAAUUUCGAAAAAUUAUUCCAAACUAUUCGACAAGAGAAAUAGCAAAUAUCUCUUAUUUUCGAAGAGCAGGUGGGCAGAUUCGUCAUGUAAAGCUACGUAUGUACACUCGGCAAUUGAGUCUCAUUUAGCGUACAGACAAAAAGGCAAAUGGCCAGCAACAACAUUUUCCCAUGCUGUGUUUGGGUCUGAAGACUGUGUCCAGAAGGGAGUUUUCUGUUGUAGUACAUCUCAAGAACAACAUUCACAUUUACAUUCACAAAUAAAAGAUUUUCUAAAGGAAAACAAUAGUUUUAAAGCAUAUCAAUUCCAUGAGUCUUCGAGCAAAAACAUCUUUAAAUUAUCUGAUAUUGGUGACGACAACACCUAUGAAACCAGUGAUGACAGAGAAAUUGAAGUAGAAAUUGUUAAAAGAUCCUCCAUGAAAGGUCUUCAAGAAAAUGAUCCAGUGGCUUCACCAAUAUUUUCUCUUCCAGAAAUAAGUCCAGUUUUCCACAGCUACAAUGAGGCCCGUAUUGUAUUGGAAAAGCUUUCAUGUGUACCGGAAGUGAAAGAAUUACUGGAUGUCACAGACAAUUGCAUAACUAUAGCAACAGAAAAGUCUUGUGAUCAAACUCUGCUUCAUCCUUUUGUUGUUGUGGAGGGCAUGGACGCUACAGGAAAGACAACUCUCACAGAACUUCUAGAAAAGAAGAUGGGUGCCGCUAGAUACUUUACCCCACCACCUCAGAUAACCCAUUUGCGGGCCUUCUUUGAUAAAUAUCCAGAGAUAGUGAGACGAGCUUACUACAGUAUGGGCAACUAUAUUGUGGCUAGAGAAAUCAUUCAGGAGUGUCAAAGCCGGCCAGUUAUAAUGGACAGAUUCUGGCAUAGCACUGCAGCAUAUGGUAUAGCCAAUGAAACCAGUAGUGGGGACAUGCCUGAACCGGACCAUUCAGUGUAUCGAUGGCCGUCUGACUUGCUCAAGCCAACCAUUGUCCUGUUUUUAACUGUAUCUGAGGAUGUGAGAAAACAAAGGUUAAGUGGACGGGGCUUGCAAGCUACAUUUGAAGAAAAAAGCCUUGAUAAUGAUCAGUUGUUUAGACAAAGGUUAUGUGAUGCCUACAGAAGAAUGAAUUCACCAUCAUGUAUAGAGAUAGAUGCUGGUGGUACAGUGGAAGAAGUUCAGAGUAAAGCUCUUCAGGUCCUCGCCUCACAUGGUGUAAAUCUGCACUGUAUAAAUAAGUGACAGAAUCGGGACAAGUCUAUUUAAUGACUAUAUCUGAUGAAGAUUUUACUAUUCAGCAAAUUUUGUUAUUUUUCACUGUCAAAACCUGUUAAUGAAGACUGCACUUGGGAAAGGUUUUUUCUUUAGUUUUGGGUUUUUUUAAGGGAUGACUUAUCUCAUUAUUCUCUCAUUAGAAAUGCACUGGGCAUGUUAUUAUGUCUCCCCAUUCCGUCUGGGGGAGACAUUGUUUUUGCCCUGUCAGUCCGUCUGCCGCUCUUCAUUUCUGAUCAAUAACUGGAGAAGCAUUUCACCUAGAACCUUCAAACUUCAUAGGAUGGUAGGGCUUAUGGAGCAGACUACCUCUUAUUGUUUUUGGGGUCACUCCGUCAGGUCAAGGUCACAGGGGCCUGAACAUGGAGAACCAUUUCCCAUCAAUAACUUGAGAACCAUUCAACCCAGAAUGUUGAAAAUUCACAAUGUAACUCAUUGCAGAGUUGGAGCGUUCUUCUGUACAUGCCCGAAAGUGAUUAUCAGUUGUAGUGCAUUGCAAAAAUAUGCAUAUUUUUGCAUGUCCACACGCAUUAAGUGUAUAAUAUGCAUAAAAUACUGACUAAAGGUUAGGGUUAGUAUCACCAUGGUUACAAAAUACAUACAUUUAAGACAUUUUUCGUUCAAAUUUAGUUAAUCUGGUAUAUUUUACCGGAGUCUGUAAUUUAUACCGGCGCUCCAAGUCUGAAUUGAGUCACAGUCGAAAAUUUAUAGGAUGAUUGGACAUGCAGAUAGAUGACCCCUAUUCACUUUGGGGUCACUUAGUUAAAGGUCACAGGGGCCUGAACAUGGAAAACCAUUGCCAAUCAGUAACUUGAGAGCCACUUGACCCAGGAUGUUAGAACUUCAUAGGAUGAUUGGACAUGCAGAUAGAUGACCCCUAUUGAUUUUAAGGUCACUCGGUUAAAGGUCAAGAUAACAGGAAACCAUUGCCGAUCAAUAACUUGAGAGCCACUUGACCCAAAACGAAAAUCUGUCUUUUAAACAAUUUUGCUGUUAUUUGCUAUAUAUGUCAUUUGAUUUUUGGAGGUCACUGAGCAUAACAUUUAUAACCUGCUUGGCCGAGACAGCAGUCUUUAAAUAUAUACAAAAUUAGUAAAAUUGGUUAGUUUUAGUCUAAAGAUAAUUUUAUUUGAAAAUAGGAAGGGACACAACACAGUUUAUUAUUUCCAUCAGGUCAGUUGGAGUCUAUGGCCUUGUUUAUUGUUUUUAAGAUGCCAGAUAAAACAAAGUCAUGAGCUUGACUAUUUGAAAUAUAGGUAGUUAUUGCACUCGUCCAUUUGUUGAUGUUCAUGUCGGUGUCUGCUUCCUGAUUCAGUUAAAUUUUUAAAUUGUAUUACUUAAUUGGUUUGUUGAUGUUCAUGUCGGUGUCUGCUUCCUGAUUUGGUUAAAUUUUUAGCUCACCUGUCACGGAGUGACAAGGUGAGCUUUUGUGAUCACACUUCGUCUGGCGUCCGUUGUCCGUCCAUAAACUUUUACUUUAAACGACAUCUCCUCAUAAACCGCUAGGCCAAUUUCAUCCAAACUUCACGGGAAUGUUCCUUGGGUGAAGCUCUACAAAUUUUUUUCAAAGAAUUGAAUUCCAUGCAGAAUUCUGGUUGCCAUGGCAACCGAAAGGAAAAACAUUAAAGGUAGUCAAUCACAUUUAAACAACAUUUAAUGCCAUUUUUUACUUUUUGUAUAUUCUGGCAGAGAAUUAUUUAAGGAACAAAAAGACCGAUUACAUAGAGUUAGAUUCCUAUUUGAAAUAUAUAUCUUAUUAUUUUUAUAAAAUUUUGUAAUUACUCCCCUUUAAUAUGAAAGUAUAUAAAAAGCUGGGUAUUUCUUUUUAUUUCGAUACAAUGUCUAGUUUUACAUUUGCAUUUGAUAGACAUAUCAACUAUUGAACAAUCUGAACCAAAAUGCAAAUUUUAAAGCUGUGUGUAGCUUCUGAAUUCAUUUAUUUCCAAUCUAUCUUGGUUGCGCAACCAAGAUAGGCAAAGGGAGAUAAUAAUAAUUUUUCAAACUUUCUAAUGAAUUCCAUCUAAAUACAUAAUUUUUAAUGCAAACAUUUUACAAAUAUCGUCGCACCACGUAAUUUUACGCACACCUAUUUCGACGCCAUUUUUGUUUUGACCUCGUUCUCGAUUAACUUGGGGUUUCCGAUGACGUAGUUGCUCGGUGUAACAACAGAAAUCAUCAUGGUAAAUUUUACCGAUAAAAAAGUUGGAAAGUUCAGGAUUUGAAGAUAUUUAUCAACUUACAUUUACCCUAUACAUGAUUUUUAAUGUUUCUACUAAUGCAAAUUUUCAUCCAUUUUAAAAACAUCCCUGUGGAAGCUUAGAUUAAAAAAGUUACUGGAAAUUUUGUUGUACGUCUGCAGCUGACUUUGGUGCUAUCAAGGUCACAUCACUGCCAUGUGACGUAUGUAGUCGCACUAUUUUAUGCACUGUUUUGGAAGGUGUACGCAUUAUAUAUCAAUGCGAUCAUUACUAUACACAUCAAUUUUUUUCUCUCGUCAAGUAGGCUGCGAACACUGGGUUCAUCCAUAGUUUUGUAUAAAACAAAAUGUGCCAAAUUCCUCUGUAAACACUGCAGUCCAGAAAAAUGAAAGAAAAAACAUCAGGCAGUGUGUGUUAAAAAAGCAGAGUGAUUAUUUAUGUUCUUAGCCCCUUAUGUUCAUGAAUAUUUAAAUGUUUUCAGAUUUAUAAAUAUCAUUUGGCCGUAAUAUUGAUUACCUUCUUGCAUCUGCUUUUGUGUCAAGUUUUAUUGCAGCAUCCAUGAGAGUUAUGGUGUAGCACAUUACUUACAGUGAUUGCACAAAUAUUUAAGCCAAUCAAAAGCUUCGUAACAAGUAUCAUGUAAGACGCGUCGAAAUAGGUGUGUUAGAAAAAAGUAUGGCCGACCACACUAGUUGUUGUUUACCUUUUGAUUUCUGACAGACAGUUGUUUAGAAUAAGAUGUUAUUGGUAUGAUUCAAUGAAAAAAAGGUUAGUGCACAUGCAACAUCUAAUAGAGUCACGUAUGUUACUGAAUGAAAAAGCGCGGCCAUGUUGCUUGUUAUGUGCGUCGAAACUGGUGAGUCUGGGAUAUAUUACAAUAUUUGUAAUAUUUAUACAUUUCCUUUGGCAAAGUAUGUUUAUCAAAUUUAUACUUAUGAUAAAAUAACUCUAUCUUGGUUGGGCAACCAGGAUAGAAAAAUGAAAUUUUAAAAAUACCUCCAGCGAAAAUCUAAUUUGUAUUAAGUGUUAAGUGAACAUAAGUGAGUGUAAAUGAUCAGAUGCUAAAGUUUCGAACAAAUCCGUUACAUGGCCAAAAUCUGAUUAUCCACCUUUAAAAAUCUUCUUCUCCAAAACCACAAAGCCUAGAGCUUUGAUAUCUGGUGUGUAGCAUCAUCUAGUGGUCCUCUACCAAAAUUGUUCAAAUUAUCCCCCUAGGGUCAAAUAUGGCCCCGCCUCGGGGGUCACAUGGUUUAUAUAGACUUAUAUAGGGAAAAUUUUGAAAGUCUUCUUGUACAAAACCACAUGGCCUAGGGCUUUGAUUUUUGGUAUGUAGUAUCAUCUAGUGGUCCUCUAGCAAGAUUGUUCUAAUUAUCCCCCUAAGGUCAAAUAUGGCCCCGCCCCGGGGGUCCCAAGUUUUACAUAGACUUAUAUAGGGAAAAAAGUUUAAAAAUCUUCUUUUCUGAAACCACAACACUUAGACCUUUGAUAUUUGGUUUGUAGCAUUGUCUUAUGGUCCUUAACCAAUAUUUUUAAAAUUGUACCCCUUGGGUGAAAAGAGGCCCUGUCCUGGGGGUCUCAAGUUUUAUAUAGACAUAUAUAGGAAAAAGCUUUAAAAAUCUUCUUGUCUGAAACCAUACGACCUAGGCUUUUGAUAUUUGGUAUGAUGCAUUGUCUAGUAGUCCUCUACCAAAAUUAUUCAAAUUAUGCCCCUUGGGGUUAAAAGAGGCCCCGCCCUGGGGUCACUUAGUUAUUAUGUGAGUUAUAUAGGAAAAAUACUUAAAAAAUCAUCUGAUCCUAUUUCCAAGACUGUUUAAUUAUAAUUACCUGAUGACCCCAAGUAAUAUGAUGUCACUUGACUGUGACAUUGACCUACUGACCUACUUUCUUGUUUUUUAAGAUACAGCCUUGAAAUUUUGAUGACAUACACAGUUUUGCACACAAAUCGUAAAACUUAAUUUCAUUGACCAUGAAUGUGACCUACUGACUUUCUUAAUAUUUUAUCAUCAGUUUGACAUUUGAAACAUGUAGCUCAUAUUACUCAGGUGAGCAAUCCAGGGUCAUCAUGACCCUCUUGUUGAAUGUAUUACUUAGCUGGUGUCUUGGUAACUGCUAGUGGAAAUGCAGUGAAACUUCACACUUGUUCCAUGUGAUGAUCUGACAUGUAGUGCACAGGUUUCGUAACUCUGUCCUGUAUUUUUGCAACUUUGCACUCCUUUUUUUGAGUGAACAGAUGUUAGUUUAGUUUUUGUAUACAUGUUUUCGACAACAAUUUUUGGUAAAAUUUUUAUAGGAGCCUGCAUAUUGUUACUAUAUAAUAACACUUGUUAAUUAUAUAUGUUAUUGUAUAUUAUUAUAUCAGAAAUAUCAAUGCUGAUGUGACUUGGUACAAUGUAAUUAGUGAAUGAAUUUACAGUUUGAAUGGUAUAAAUAAACAUUUUACUUUCGUAUAUAUACUUAUAUAAAUUCUGUAAAAAAAAGUUUGCUUGUAUUUCACAUGUGAAUACAAAUUGGCAGAAAACAAAGCCUAUAUUGUACCAUGUUAAAACUCAAUGCUCUGUGUGUGUGUGUGUGUUUUUGUUACUUUUUUUUUAGCUUGACUAUUCGAUGAAUAGUCCGAGCUAUUGUACUCACCCCAGGUGUCGCCAUUGCCAUCACACCUUGGUUAAAGUUUUGCAUGCAAGUAUGUAUAGCUAUCACUUCAAGGCAUAUUGCUUUAAAAAAAUCUUUUCUUUUUCAAGGUCAACUACCAGCCUCACUGGGUCAAGUCCCAUAACUGACAUUAUUUUUUAUAUUUUGGGCAAAUUAUGCUCCCUUUUGGACUUAAAAAAUCUGGGUGAAGUUUUGCAUCCAAGUUACUCUCCAAAACUAAUGCAGAUAUGGAGCUGAAACUUAACAUGUGUCUUCGGGGUUAUGAAACUAGGUGAUAGCAUCAACUCCCAUAAAUCUGACAUGCAUUUUAGCCAAAUAAUGCCCCCUUUUGGACUUUGAAAAUUCUGGUUAAAGUUAUGCAUGCAAGUACAUAUAGCUAUUAUUUAAAGGCAUAUAGCUUUGAAACUUAUUUUUUUCUUUUUCUAGGUCAAUAACCAACCUCACAGGAUCAAGUUCCAUAACUUUGACAUGUAAUUUGGGCAAAUUAUGUCCUGUUUCACGGUUUGGACCUAUCUCCAAAACUUAUGCAGAUAUUGAUUUGAAACUUCACUUUUGUCUUCGGGUUAUAAAACUAGGUGAUAGCAUCAAAUCCCAUAACUUGUAUUUUGGCCAAAUUUUGCCCUCUUUUGGACAUAGAAAAUCCUGGUUAAAGUUUUGCAUGCAAGUUACUUUCUCCAAAAUUAAUGCAGAUUCUGGAUUGAAACUUGAUAGAUAUUUUAACAUCAGGGUAAUAUUCCUGCUUCUGGGACAACAAUUCGAAUAGUCAAGCAUUGGCUGUCUCAGGGACAUCUCUUGUUUUUUUGUAAAAUACUUCUUUAGUACAUUGAGGUAUAUAAAGUCAUUACAACAGUAGCUAGAUUUUGAAUGGUGUAUUUGGCUCAUAUAGAUUUUAUCAAACAGGAACACACCUGGCACAUGCACGCCGGGGUAAUCAAGGUCUGGCAAAAUCCACUCUAGUUGAACACAACAUCCCAGAUCAAGCUACAGCUCUUCUAACCCUAUUAUAUAUGAAUUUACAAUUUCAAUACAAUCACUACAUUUUGUACUAUAUACAAACUUUAAAUCAUAAUGGGGUAACAAUAUAUUUUACUAUAUAUGAAUUUACAGUUUUAACAGGCUAACAGUAGAUUUUACUUGUUUGAAUUUACAUUUUGAAUGGGAUAACAAUAUAUUUUACUAUAUUCUCUGUGAUGAAUGUUGUUUUAUUUAUGUUUCUGGUAUAUUGUGCUGUACCUAUAUGUUUUAAUUUCUUAAUUUUAAAUCUUUUAUACUGCUUUUUUUAAAAAUUACAAUGGAUAUAUUCUGUGCCAAAAGACUAGAUUAUAUCACAAUGUAAAAAGUUUAUGAGACAAUACUGGAGUCAUGUGUAUGUGUUGGUCAGGUUGUCUGCCAGUGAUUACUUUCUGAAAGCAUAUUUCUAAAAUGGUUUCUUGCAUUUUCAUAUGCUCGCCAUGAAAAUGCAACAAAAUUGGGAUUUGUCAAAUUCUUUACCAACAGUUAGUUGUCAAAAUUUCAAAGCUUAACUUCCUGUACACUCCACAUUUUAUAAAACCACUGGAAUAAUUUUCAUCAGUUUGUUGUUCAAAGAGUGCACAAUUCAGGUCACUGCCAAAUGUCAAGGUCGCAAGGGACAUUAAUAUUAUUUUAGACUGGACAAUUUAUUUUCAAAUAACUACACAUAAUAUUUCACCGUAACAAGAUGAGAAUCAUAUAUGACCCAGGUCAUUAAAUCAAAGGUCAAGGUCACGCUUGGAGGUCAGAAGUCAUAGCUUAGCUUCAUGUCUUCUCCACAUUGUCUGAACUGGCAGAAGGAUUUUCAUAAGAUUUUAGUCAAUUGUUAACCUGAUCAAGACAGUAUGCUGAGUGCACAACCCAGAUCGUAAGGUCAAGGGCAUGUGGUCGGAGUUCUGAAAGCUUUAUUUCAGACUUGCUAACUGACUUUCAAGUAACUACACAUAUGUUUACCAUGGUAAUAUUAUUAAAUCAUGCUUGACCCAGGUCAGUGUUUAAGGUCAAGCUUACACUAAGGUCAAAUACCUUGCCUUUCGUGUCAGCUGUUCUUUGCCUUCUAAACUGUGUCAAAAAUUUUAUAAAUUAAGCAUCAUUUGUUUCUCCUGUCGAGAUGAUGUGCAGACAGUACAACUCAAGCCACUAUGUCAAAGGUUAUGAUCACACUGCCAGGUCAAAAAGCUUUAUUUUAGGCUGUUAGAUUUCGAAGUGACUCAACCAACAAAAAAGCAUCUGCUGACCUUAUUAAGACACCAUGCAGUGAUCACAACAUUUUAUCUUACCAGUAUCAAAGCAGUGUCUAAUUGCCUUCAGUGAUAGCUCUAGCUUUUUGUCUGAAAUUUUAAGUUUGAAGAGUAAGAAGGGUUGUUGUACUCACCUUGGCAUUUUUGUCUACAUUGCUUCAUGGUUAAAGUUUUUUGGCUAGCUUCUCACUUUUACUGUGUCUUCUUAACUACUGCUGCUAUAUUCAUCUGGUUAUAAUACCAGGUACCUCAAAGGUCAAUAUCACCAGAGUCAAAUAUUGCAGUAGUGCUGGUUAAAGUUUCCUUGCAAGCUUCUUAAUUCCAUUCCGUCUUCUUAACUACUGUGUUAUUACGAGGCAGACAUCUUUUGGUUUAGUGCUAGGUACUUAAAAGGUCAUUGUAACUUGGGGUUAGAUUUUGUGAUAGUGUUGGUUUAACCUUUUAUGGCACACUUCUCAGUUUCACUUAUAUCAGUACCAGUAUCCCACUUAUAUCAGUACCAGUAUCCCUUCUACCCCCAUAAUUAAUGCCUACCUCAAAUUAUCUUUUACCUCCCAUUACACCUGCUAACUGCCCCCCAACCUUGCCACCAAAAACAGAUUUAUAUACCACACAUUAAUAUUGUUUCUUAGAGUGCAAGCAAACCACUUUGCAUGGUGAUUUUUUAUGCCAGUAACUUGUUUAUUUCUUAUCGAGACCCAAGUCAAUUUCAGCAUGGCAGCUGAAAUUCAAGAUGGCUGUCAAUUUCACAAGGUUUCAAUAAACCACUUAUCUAAGGGACAUUAACCCUUACCCUAAAUUUCUAUUAUGAACUUGUCCAUCUUUCAAUUUGGACAGUACCAUUAACUGUUAAAAGGGGUGCUUACCAACUUAUUGACUGAAUGGCGACAGUGCAGAUCAUGAUCAGACUGCAGACACUAGUCGCAAAGGCAGAAUAAAUCAUGUUCAGCAUGUUUGAAAUGGUUCAAAAUGAAUUGUUUUGUUAUUAUAUUCUUAAUUUAAUUUUGAAGUAAAAUUUUAAAAUGGUGGCAGAAAUUUGAAAUGGUCUGUAAAAUUUUCAUUUAUUGAAAAAAUAAUGUGCGUUGCAUAUAAAUGGGUUUUAGUCUGACAUGUUAUUGAAUUUGAGGUGGCAUCAUAUAUGUUUUUACUUUUAAUAGUUUGAUUUAGCUAAAUGCUGUCCACAAAAAAAUGAUUGAAACAAGGGAAUGAAGUAUUGCCAUGCAAUACAAAGUCCCCAUACUGGAAGGCACCUCAGUUUCUCUACAACAGUAUAACAUAAUGAUCUGAUAUAUGUUGAUGAUGUAUAAAUAAUAUUAUACUAUAUAUACAGUAUGUUAUAACACAACAUUUGGAUUAAAAUUUGUAUAUCAAAAA